AUGGCGUCUUACUUGGUGACCGGUUCAUCGCGUGGUCUUGGCCUGGCUCUCAUUUCCCGCCUUGCCUCCUUGCCCGCAGCCGAUGUGGGCAAGAUUAUCGCGACCGCGCGCCAGGACAACUCGCCACAACUAAAGGAAAUUGUGGAUGCCUCUUCUGGCCGAGUUGAAAUAGUCAAGCUAGAUGUGACCAACAAACUUAGCGUCCAAGAAGCGGCGAAUCUGGUCGAGGGAAAGUUACAUGGGAAGGGGCUCGACUAUCUCGUCAACAACGCUGGUUUGAUGGACCGGUCUCCAGACGGGCUGGCGGGAAUGGAUAACCUCGACGACAUUUUCCACACAAACGUCACCUCCGUUCAUAACGUGACACAGGCCUUUCUUCCUCUUCUCAGGAAAGGAAAGAAAAAGAUUGUUAUCAAUAUAUCGACAACUCUGGGCUCCUUCGCAAAGGCUGAAAUUUACAGGCAAUCUCCCACGCCUGCCUAUAAGAUUACAAAAGCCGCGUUGAACAUGCUGACUGUUCAAUACGCCCAGCAAUACGAGCCCGACGGUUUUACCUUCUUGGCCGUCACUCCUGGUUGGUUGCGUACCGACCUCGGCAGCUCUCGGGCAGAUCUGCCCGUCGAAACUGGAGCAGAGAAGGUUGUGGAUAUUUUACAACAGACAGGCCCCCACCAAAAUGGAAAGUUUGUGAACAUCCAUGUGCCAGGUUGGGAGAACCCACUAGGAAACAAUCAGUACGAUGGGCAAGAAGUCGGGUGGUAG
This is a messenger RNA of Penicillium canariense, 762 nucleotides long. RefSeq lists its product as uncharacterized. NCBI's taxonomy places the organism in Eukaryota, Fungi, Ascomycota, Eurotiomycetes, Eurotiales, Aspergillaceae. Bases 1 to 762 code for a protein of 253 amino acids. The transcript has 4 exons. The record is from RefSeq and is a predicted model, not a curated record.